This is a messenger RNA of Ananas comosus (pineapple), 577 nucleotides long. RefSeq names its product late embryogenesis abundant protein 46-like. The record is from RefSeq and is a predicted model, not a curated record. The transcript has a single exon. The annotation marks the transcript as partial. Lineage: Eukaryota; Viridiplantae; Streptophyta; Magnoliopsida; Poales; Bromeliaceae.
UUUAUUUUUUAUUUCCCCCAAGCCGCCCUACGCCCUUCCGCCUCCUCUCAUUUCUUUUUCCUUUUUUUUCCCCAAGCCGCCCCUACGCCUCCCAGAUGGGCUCUGCAGGCGAAGGCGGAGAAGUCGACGGCGUCACACCCGGCGGAGAAGGAGGCGGCGGAGCAGCACAAGCAGGAGAGGAUCGACGAAGCCGAGGCCACCAAGCGGGAGGCGGUGACGGAGCGCCACCACGACGCUGCCGCCGCUGCCGCCGCCGCCGCCGCCGCCCGCGGUGGCGGUCAUGUUAUCGGGUGCCAGGCGGCGGGAGGGUACGUGGAGCCCGGCGUGGCGGAGUCGCAGCCGAUCGCCAUCGCGACGGGGAUGGUGCGGCCGUCGGCGGCGCACAACCCCCGCGUCGGCAGCGAACACCCGGAGCCCCGUGGUACCGGCAAAGGAUACACUUGAACUGAACUAAGGCGUCGGUUCCGGCUGGGGAGAGAAUAUAUAGGAAGAGCCAAAGGGAGAAGAGAAGGCCUACGCCGACACCUAAGCCGAUGCCGACGUCAGGACUCACCAGAAUGCUGGUCUUCCUCGGCGG